This is a messenger RNA of Hipposideros armiger (great roundleaf bat), 1464 nucleotides long. RefSeq names its product mitochondrial ornithine transporter 2. Gene Ontology annotation, biological process: mitochondrial L-ornithine transmembrane transport. The record is from RefSeq and is a predicted model, not a curated record. The transcript has a single exon. Gene Ontology annotation, molecular function: L-ornithine transmembrane transporter activity. NCBI's taxonomy places the organism in Eukaryota, Metazoa, Chordata, Mammalia, Chiroptera, Hipposideridae. The coding region runs from base 80 to 985 and encodes 301 amino acids. Gene Ontology annotation, cellular component: mitochondrion.
UAGGCGGCGGGACAAGGAGCACCCGUCCCCGGCGCCAGAGAGUCGCCUUCCACGGAGACCAGCGGACCAGUGGGCGAACAUGAAGUCCAACCCUGUCAUCCAAGCCGCCAUCGACCUCACCGCGGGGGCUCUCGGGGGCACCGUGUGUGUCCUGACCGGGCAGCCCUUCGACACGGUGAAAGUGAAGAUGCAGACGUUUCCAGGCUUGUACAAAGGCGUCACCGACUGCUGCCUGAAGACGUACUCCCAAGUGGGCCUGCGCGGCUUCUACAAGGGGACUGGCCCGGCCCUGAUGGCCUACGUCGCUGAGAACUCUGUCCUCUUCAUGUGCUACGGCUUCUGCCAACAGUUUGUGAGGCAAGUGGUGGGGCUGGACAAGCAGGCAAGGCUGAGCGAUCUGCAGACUGCAGCCGCCGGUUCCUUGGCCUCUACAUUUGCUGCGCUGGCCCUGUGUCCCACUGAGCUUGUUAAGUGUCGGCUACAGACCAUGUACGAAAUGGAGGUGUCAGGGAAGAUAGUCAAAAACCACAAUACAGUUUGGUCAGUCGUGAAGGGUAUACUUAGGAAGGAUGGGCCCUUGGGCUUCUACCGCGGACUCUCGAGCACUCUACUUCAAGAAGUACCAGGUUAUUUCUUCUUCUUUGGUGGCUAUGAACUGAGCCGAUCGUUUUUUGCCUCGGGGAGAUCAAAAGAUGAACUAGGCCCUGUCCCUUUGGUGUUAAGUGGUGGAAUUGCUGGGGUUUGCCUUUGGCUUGUCAUAUACCCAGUGGAUUGUAUCAAAUCCAGAAUUCAGGUUCUUUCCAUGUCUGGAAAACAGGCAAGAUUUAUUGGAACUCUUUUAAGUGUUGUGGAAAGUGAAGGAAUAGCAGUCUUAUAUUCUGGACUGGCAGCUUCAAUGAUUCGAGCGUUCCCUGCCAAUGGGUCACUGUUUUUGGCUUAUGAAUACAGCAGGAGGAUGUUGAUGAGCCAGUUUGAAGCAUACUGAAAGGUCUUGGUGAACUCAGAUCCAAACACACACCUUUGGGGACUAUAGUCUAUCUCAGGGUUUCAUGGAGUACUGGACCAACGUGGAGUUUUUUGUUUUUUUUUUUUACUUCAUGGGAAUAUUGUUUUUGUCUUCUACCCGAAAUCUUAAACUUUAUGUAAGAACCUCCAGUUUUUCAUUAUAUAAUUUCUGCCCAUCAUUGUAUUGAUAUAGAAAAGUUGCUGUUCUUGUGUUUGGUGGGAUAUACAGAAUGAAGGGGUGGCCCUAUCUACCUAAUCUGAAAGACUAAAUAUAGUUAUGUCUUGGCUCUUGCAUAAAUCUGUACUUGUACAUAUGUUUAGUUGGUUAUGUGUUGUGAGUGAAACACAAUUUGGUUCCAUGUUUAAUUUCAUAUCACCAGAAAAAACAAGUUAACUAUGUUUCAUGAAGAUGGUUACAAAUGAUUGAUGAACCCAUUCAAGAUGUAGGUUCUUUUUAAA